AGAGUCUCAUAAAAGCUGGGUGCGCGCCGCUCGCGUUUGUUUAUACGCAAAGCAUUAGCGUCGCACAGAGUGUCACAUCGGUGUCUUGAGAGCUGCAACAUGAUGAGAGUACAACCAGAACGUGAGGAGGUGAAGCUUUCCUCCUCACCCCCAGACAAGCCCAAACUAAUGGAAGGCGGCAACUAUAUCCGCGAGGGUCGCGACUCCAGCAAGUCCACAUGGCUGCUGUUCUCCCCCGCAACUCCUGAUGAAGCCGGCGCGCUCGCCAAGUUUCUCAGCGUGUUCUCCUCGCACGGAGUCAACCUGAUGCACAUCGAGUCGCGCUCCUCCGCCAGGCGGCCAGGGUACGAGUUCAUGGUGGAGUGCGAACACGGCGCUGGAGACUUCGGGGCAGCGCUCGACGAGCUCAAGAAUAAUGUUGGCUACUUGAACAUCAUCUCCAGAAACUACAAAGACAACAGAUACGCGGUACCAUGGUUCCCUCGGCGUAUUCGUGACUUGGACAGAUUCGCCAACCAGAUCCUGUCUUACGGCGCGGAGCUGGACUCCGACCACCCUGGCUUCACCGACCCAGAGUACAGGGCUCGGCGCAAGUACUUCGCGGACAUUGCGUACAACUACAAGUACGGGCAGCCGCUGCCACACGUUGACUACACGGCGCAGGAGAUUGCCACCUGGGGCGCUGUCUUUAGGAAGCUUACGGAGCUGUACCCCACACACGCCUGCAAAGAGCACAACCACGUGUUCCCGCUGCUUAUUGAGAACUGCGGCUACAGGGAGGACAACAUCCCACAGCUGGAGGACGUGUCCAACUUCCUGAAAGAUUGCACAGGCUUCACCCUGAGGCCGGUGGCCGGACUCCUGUCUUCACGCGAUUUCCUGGCGGGGCUGGCGUUCCGCGUGUUCCACAGCACCCAGUACAUCAGACACCACUCGCGCCCCCUCUACACUCCGGAGCCCGACGUGUGCCACGAGCUGCUGGGCCACGCGCCCCUGUUCGCAGACCCGGCCUUCGCACAAUUCUCUCAGGAGAUUGGUCUCGCCUCGCUCGGAGCGCCUGAUGAUUAUAUUGAAAAACUUGCCACCUGCUUCUGGUUCACGGUAGAGUUCGGUCUCUGCCGGCAAGAGGGCAAGCUGAAGGCGUUCGGCGCUGGACUGCUGUCUUCAUUCGGAGAGCUGCAGUAUUGUCUCUCAGACAAGCCAGAACUCCGGGAGUUCGACCCUGACACCACUGGCGACACCAAGUACCCUAUAACGGAAUACCAGCCCGUCUACUUCGUGGCCAACAGCUUCGAGGAUGCUAAGGAGAGAAUGAUAAAAUUCGCUCAAAAGAUUCCCCGUGACUUCGGCGUCCGCUACAACCCUUACACGCAGAGCGUGGACAUCCUGGACUCGCCGCGACAGAUGAAGGACCUGCUGCGUGAAGUGCACCAGGAGAUGAACCUGCUGCUCAACGCCAUGGACAAGCUAUAGGGCCAGGGACCCAUCACGUUGUGGCCUGGCUGGACCAACACAACACAACGCCAUUCUACCUGACCUGAGGCCUUAGUCUGCUAUUACAAUUGUGUCAGAAUGGUCGAUCAUUGAGCAGUGCGAGAGGGACGGAACUAUACAACCUACACAGCUCCGUCCCUCAAUUGUAAUAGCAGACUAAGACCCCUGACCAAUCUCACUAUCACGAUGCUCGAUAUCUACUGUAGAUCCUGGCUUACAGGAGUUGCAGUGGUAUGGGAAGCUGUGGCGGGCUUGUCCCACCAAAAAAAUAUAUCACGAUACUCGAUUGCUUUCAAACAAUCUUUGUUGACUAUUUUUGGAACUAUUAUAUUAAAUUGCAUGAUAUGGUCUAAAUUAUGAAAUAAGUAUCUUCCUCUAUAAUUUUAUAUGUAUAGGUAUUAUAGGUACAUAAGUACUUGUUGAUAACGGUUUUGUGUGCGAUACAUACAUUACAUGAGGUGUCGCGCCCUGUUGUAUAUCAAUAAUUAUAUUUGUUUUUAUAACGUACUGUAAAUAACUGAUUUCUAUUAAGUUAUCUUAAGUUAAUUGUAAGUUUAAGUUAAGGUUAAUAUGUUUGAUAAUAAAAAAAAAUGUUAAUGA
Messenger RNA from Spodoptera frugiperda (fall armyworm), 2094 nucleotides. Its product is annotated as protein henna. The coding region runs from base 100 to 1473 and encodes 457 amino acids. The transcript has 6 exons. Gene Ontology annotation, biological process: L-phenylalanine catabolic process; L-tyrosine biosynthetic process. NCBI's taxonomy places the organism in Eukaryota, Metazoa, Arthropoda, Insecta, Lepidoptera, Noctuidae. The record is from RefSeq and is a predicted model, not a curated record. Gene Ontology annotation, molecular function: iron ion binding; phenylalanine 4-monooxygenase activity.